GAAGCCGAGCAAAGUACUCCAGACUUUCUCGCGAAGACACGGGGGUGUAUCUCAUAAUAAGCAACGCAGAGAAGAGGACAAGGUCGCCAAGGAUUCUCCCGAACUCAAGUUUACGAGAACUAAGAAAAGACUACUCAAGAACAAGAAGGAAGAAGAAACGGACGUGUGAACAUCGCUUGCCACCUUGAGAACUAGUCUACUUGCGGCACAUCACAAGACAGAACUCGUCUUGCUGAGCCCGAGUGAGCAUCUCCAGGAGGCCGAGCCCGUGGGAUGAGGAGCGUGCUAGUGCAGAGCAGUUAUCGGGAGGACAUGGCUUCAGCACCGAUGCCCGCGCCUUACCUUCGCCUCGACACCUACUCCUCUCACUGCUACAUGGGGAGAAAGAUGUUCAAGUGCCCGCACUGCAGUUACGAGACCAACCGAAGAAACAACCUGAAGCGACACAUCAGUACGAUGCACCUGGCCUGCACCAAGUCCCUGGAGUGCUGCGAUCACCACUUCAGCAGUAAAGCCGAGCUGAGGGAGCACGUCUACCAGCACCACCGCUACGGCUACACCUGUAAGGUCUGCGGGCGAAACUUCUGCCGAAAGGCGCUGCUGAAACGGCACCAGACCGUCCAUAGCGGGAGGAAGGACUUCGUCUGCGGGCUGUGCGGCUACGCCACGAGCCACAAGUCCAACCUGGAGAGGCACAAGAAGAUCCACAGGUGUCCGGAGGACGGUGACGAGGAUGACUUGGAGGAUCGGAUCGGGGAGGACCAGAGGAGCGUCACCAGCGAUGACUCCGACUCGCCGAAGAAGCCAUCCCCUCCGGCGGAUGGAGUCGCCAAACCGACCGACGCGCUCAUGCCGAUGUUCCCGCUCCAUCCUCUCGCCAUCCCGCGGGACCAUCCCCUUCCACACGUCCACCCCGCCGCCGCCGCCCAGGCACACUUCCUGAGUUGCUACAUGACAGCCAACGGGCUCUGCCCACCCGGCCCUCGGCCUGUCAUGCCGCUCAAGCCGAUCGUCUUCCGCGCCUUCCCGAUGACCUGUCCAACGAAGCACCCCGCGGUUGUCGGCGGCGUCCCUGAGGCCGACCCCCCGCCCAUGAUCUGCACCUUCUGCGCUGUCUACUUCACCAACGUGUACGACUUCAUCGGCCACAUCGGCACCCAUGUGGACAAAAAACACAAACUCAUGUCGCCAAAACCUGGACAAAUGACAGAACUGUCCCCGGCUGCCCAGUCUACAGUCAGGCCAAACAUGUGAGAACUUUUUAAGCCUUGUUUUCUGAAUCAGUUUGUCUUGUUAGGACAAUCUAUUGUUCCGUACCUUUUCGAGUGGGAGUGACAAUGACUGAAUGGACUUCUGAAACACUCCUUGUGCCAACGAAGGGCAAUCACUAUUCAAUCGGACAACAAUCCGUAAACACCAACUGUUUACACUAGCUUAGUUUAUUUUAAAGUUUUGUUUACAUUUCUCAUUAUUGAGAUGUUCCAGAGAAAGUAUAAGUUUACGGGAACUUCUUUUUGUUCAAACGUAGUUAAAAAUUAACCUUUAGCAAAUCUAACGAGCCUCUCUUUUAUAGGUCAGGCAAUCUUACGUAUAAAAAUAACAAGAACACCUUUGUGAAAAGUUAAGAAUGUAGAUAUAGUUCCGAUGUAAAUAUUAUUACCUAAAAAGAGUGGCAUUUUCGAGUGCCUUAUGAAAAUGUGAGUAUAGCAAAUAUGUCUAUCUAUAUCUAUAUUUAUACGAUGUAAUAUUUUUUCUAUCUACGCUACGGAUAUAUAUUUUAUGUGACUUAAUCCUUGACACGGUGAAGGUAUAUACAGCCAUGCCCACCAUUGCAUGACGACAGUUGUGAAUUGUUUAGCGGAAUUUUCACGAGAAAAUUCACCUGUAGACAAUCUGAACUCCUGUUUUUAGGGAGAAGAGAGCUUGUGCACUGUACAUCCCUCCGCUUGGGGGCGCUUCUUAACAAUCAUUCAGAAUAAAUGCUAUUGUUUAUCAUUAUA
Branchiostoma floridae (Florida lancelet) is the source of this 2000-nucleotide messenger RNA. Its product is annotated as zinc finger protein 628-like. The record is from RefSeq and is a predicted model, not a curated record. Lineage: Eukaryota; Metazoa; Chordata; Leptocardii; Amphioxiformes; Branchiostomatidae. The transcript is spliced from 2 exons. The coding region runs from base 274 to 1254 and encodes 326 amino acids.